CUAACGCGACUUCAUGACUACCACCUUCACGUAUGCGUACAUGCAGCGUUGAAGUAGCGGGCUGUGACGCUCUGGAAGUAGAAGGCAAGGAAGAGACCUACAAUUGCAGCAAACGCAGCACGCAAAAUUUCCCUCGUGUAUCGAUCGAACUGCAGGGAAAUUAAGUGGGAAAUAAAUUAAAACAGAGACGCAGCGAAGAUGUCUUCCAACAACAACGAAGACAGGUAUGACAAAGACACCGACCCUGAAAAAAAACGCGGCGACCAAGCUGGUGAGUCAAAGAUCCUUUGUGUUAAUGAGAAUCAGAACCUGCCCUCCACGCCGCACUCCAAUAGCGACAAUUUGCAACAAACGCACAGCACUCCGCCCGAUGGCAUUGACAGAAAUGAAAAUGUUACAAGUCGUGACGCAAGACUUGGUAUGCCUGCCCCUAAUCACAUGUUGUCUACCCCAGUGGCUUCACAGCAAGGACAAAACAGCGACAACGACAAACAUAGUACAAAGGACAAUAAGGUUGGCAAUAACAACGAGGACGGGGAGGGUAGGAUAAUCGAGCCACGUACAUACGACGUGCUCUUUGGUCGUGGCAGGCCGCUUCAGAAACACCCCGGAAAUCUAAGGUUCCACAAGAUCGUCAACCGGAACCGAGAGACCUACCUCAACUCGCGAAAGGAAGACAAGACCAGGAUUGCACGAAAGGUUAUGGACGAGAUCAUAACCAGCAAAAUAAAGAAAAGAGGAGGAAGCAAAAGCAGCAACAACGACGGCAAUGGCGAGCUCGGAAACGCCAACAAUGAUGGCAUCGAGAGCGUCGCCGCCUCAAAUACGACUGAGAUGCCCGAAAAUACCACCAAGAAAGCCACAUGCGACGACGGCGGGGACGGGGUAGACUCGCCAUCCUCGGGGGGGGAACCCGGCAGGUUCCUGAAAAAGGUCACCGAGCCCAGAGACUCCGGGAUGGACGUGUACUGGGUCGAGGUGACCGAGGAGGUCGCCAUCGAAAAGAUCAGCCACGCACUACGGGGGCGUCGCCGCGCAGAAACUCGGAGCAUGAACAAGAGUGGGUCCUCUAACAGCGACAGUGUCAACGCCGCUGGAAAGUCCAAGCGAAAGGGGCCCCCUUCUCCCCCAACCAAUGAGGCCACUCCCAGCCCCGACGACAUCGGGUCCUCCGAUGGUGCCGGGAGCAGCAACGUGAGCGAGAAGGGCCGAGAGAGCUCUGGAGAGUCCAAGCGCAAGGGCCACGGGCCCCUGUUGCUCCAAACCGGAGAGGCAGUACCAAACCAACCGCUGGGAGCUCCCGGAGAGAGCCUAUCGUCGGAUUCUGACGCCAUAAGCACGGAUUCCCUGCACCGAUCCAUCGGCCAGGAAAUCCAUCAGUCGGGCAAUGCCAACACUAUUAUCUCCCUAAUCCUCUCGGAUUUAUCAAAUCCGUCGGAGCAUGGAACUGGCCAGAGCAUUCUGCCGUCCCUGGAAAAUCAGCAUCGGCAGCCCCUGCUGAUUACCUCCCAGCUGCAGCAGCUCCGGGCCGCCCAACCCCCGCAGCAACAAUUGCUCCAGCAGUUAAUGAACCAACAGCAGCAGCAACAGCUGGUGGAUCCAAGAGUCAUCGGAGCAACGUCACCUAGCGUGAUGGGGCCAGAGCAGCAGCCGCUGCUCAACACCGGGGUACCUGUUUUAGCCCAGCAGCUGCAGGCCCACCUCCUCCUGCAGCAGCGGCAACUUCAGCAUCUCCUUCAACAACAACAACAGCAAAUGGCCGCGCAGGUCUUUCUUGACCCACAGUUACAGCAGCUUCUGCAGCUGCAACAGCAGCAGCCACUACCACUGCCCACAGCCCAAUCCAUAUCGCUACCGCAGCAACAGAUCGAUGCCAACGUGACCCGGGCCAUAGCAGCAAUCCAUUCCGCAACGCAGUUCGCGAGCGGGGCUGGAAGUAUCACAGGUGCCUCCGCCGCAGACAACCAGACCAACAUCACAGAGGCUCUCAUUAUGGGGGCAACCGCGAUUCUUGCGGCACAGCAAAGUGCUGCCCAGAACCAGCAGGCAUCAAACCAGCAUGAGAUCCCACAAUUGGCAGCAGCGGGGGCGGCAAUCUCCCCACAGCAGCCUUCAAACGGAGGCGUCCAAGUUGCACUCGGGAGUAUUGCAUCCGCUGGGUAUCAGUCGCAGCAGCAGCAACAACAACAAACCCUAAGCAUACUGAUGUCUUUACUGGCCCAGGAAAACACUACGACGUCCUCACAGCAGCUGCAACAGCAACAGCAGCAGCAGCAGCAGCAGCAGCAGCAGCAAACACAACCCCCCGGUGGUCCUCCCCAAAGUUAUACUUGAAGAAUUCGAAUCAAGUUGAUCAAUCUUA
Molecule: messenger RNA, 2362 nt
Organism: Pseudo-nitzschia multistriata
Lineage: Eukaryota; Bacillariophyta; Bacillariophyceae; Bacillariales; Bacillariaceae
Source: the annotation of a GenBank genome assembly